AUGCAGCCACGAUCGACCAGGAUCUUCAUCCAUCCAUCCAUCCAUCCAUUCCCUCUUCCUUGCUCGAUCAGACCGUGCGCACAUUGGUUCAUCGAGUCCUCUGCCAUGGCUUCCGCCACGUUCUUGAUCUUGGUCGCGGCGGCGAGCCUCCUGGCCAGCUUUGCGCAGGCCGAUUUGCAGUACGGUUACUACAACACGACGUGCCCGGGCGUGGAGAAGCUUGUGCGCACCGAGCUUGAGGCCAUCUUCGCCGCCGACUCCACCCUCCGCGCCGGCCUCCUCCGCCUCCACUUCCACGACUGCUUCGUCCGGGGCUGCGACGCUUCCCUCAUGCUCAACUCCCACAACGGCACCGCCGAGAAGCACGCCGACCCCAACCUCACCGUGCGCGGCUACGAGGCCAUCGAGGCUAUCAAGGAGGUGGUGGAGAAAGCAUGCCCCCUCGUCGUCUCCUGCGCCGACAUCAUGGCCAUGGCCGCGCGCGACGCCGUCAAUUUUAGCGCUGGGCCACACUACGAGGUGGAGACCGGGCGCCGCGACGGGAACGUCUCCAUGUUGGAGGAGGCCCUCACCAACCUGCCACCGGCCGAUGGCAACGUCACCGUGCUCACCGAGUACUUCGCCGACAAGAACCUCACCAUGAAGGACAUGGUCGUCCUCUCCGCGGCGCACACGAUUGGAGUGACGCACUGCUCGUCCUUCUCCAAGCGGCUCUACAACUUCACUGGAGCCGGCGACCAGGACCCCUCGCUGGAGCCGGCGUACGGGAAGACGCUGACGACCAAGUGCCCAGCGGAGAAGAUGGCGAGCGUGGUGCCCAUGGACGAUGUGACGGUGGACAAGUUCGACCUGGGAUACUACGAGUCCGUGUACAAUCACCGGGCGGUGCUGCGCUCCGAUGCCGCGCUGCUGGAUGACAGCCUCACCGGCGCCUACGUCGCGCUCAUGAACAACGCCUCCUCUCUCGACAUCUUCUUCGCCGACUUUGCCGUCGCCAUGAUCAACAUGGGCAGGGCUGGCGUUCUCACCGGCACCCAAGGCGAGAUCAGAGAGACCUGCGGCGUCUACGUCGACUGA
Triticum turgidum subsp. durum (durum wheat) is the source of this 1077-nucleotide messenger RNA. Lineage: Eukaryota; Viridiplantae; Streptophyta; Magnoliopsida; Poales; Poaceae. The record is from the annotation of a GenBank genome assembly.